Messenger RNA from Closterium sp. NIES-65, 1632 nucleotides. NCBI's taxonomy places the organism in Eukaryota, Viridiplantae, Streptophyta, Zygnematophyceae, Desmidiales, Closteriaceae. The record is from the annotation of a GenBank genome assembly.
AUGGCAGGCCUAGCAGUGGGAGGGAGCGGGGUAGAGAGGGGGGAUAAGAGCGUGCGUGGGGUUGUGGGCCUAGAUGAUGACGUGAUAGACACUUCAAACUCCUUCCAGAAGUCACCCUACCCCCCUCCUCCAUCUCUCUCAUACACGUACCAGGAGAUGUGGGGUUGUGAGGGAGGAGGGGAAGCAGAGGUAGUUGGGGCAGCACAGGCAGCAGGAGGGGUCGGACUUGACGCAGGAGGGAUAGCAGCGGACGCAGAAAGAGAAGCAGUAUCGUCAGUGCUGUCGCAUGCUGCUGCCCAGCGUCUUGCUGCGUGGCUGUCGCCUGCUGCCCUGCGACUGUCGCUUGUUGCUCUGCGACUGUCGCCUGCUGCCCUGCGACUGUCGCUUGUUGCUGCGCUGCUGGCACUGCUUGCUCAGCAGGUCGGCCCCACACGUGGCGAUUCCAAGCGGAGGGAGGGGGGGCUUGCUGUGGCUGCUGUUGCUGUUGCGCUGAUGCCUCUGGUUCUGUUGCUUCCUGUUGCUUCGUUGCUGCUGUCGCCUGUUGCUGCGCUGCUGCUGUCGUCUGUUGCUGCGCUGCUGCUGUCGCCUGUUGCUGCGCUGCUGCUGUCGUCUGUUGCUGCGCUGCUGCUGUCGCCUGUUGCUGCGCUGCUGCUGUCGUCUGUUGCUGCGCUGCUGCUGUCGCCUGUUGCUGUGCGACUGUCGCAUCUUUCUGCGUGGUUGUCGCCUGUUGCUGCGCGGCUGGCACCGCUUGCUCAGCAGGUCGGCCCCACACCCUCUUCCUCCUUCCCCCCUCCCUCUUUCCCCCCUUCCUCUUUCCCCCCAUCCGCCUCUUCCUCCCCUACCUCCUUCCCCCUUCCCUCUUUCCCCCCAUCCGCCUCUCCCUCCUCUUCCUCCCUCCCCUCUUCCUCCUCGUCCUCCCCUUCUUCCUCCCCCUCCGCGCUGCUGCUGCAUUCCAGAUCGCGGCCGUGGCCUUGUCGCCUGCUGCCAUUCCUCCUCCUCAUCCCCCCUCUCUCCCUCCUUCGCUCCCGUCCUCCCCUCCUCGCUCACUCCCUCUCUCAUCUCCUCUCUCGCUUCCCCUUCCGGCCUUUCCAUCUCUUCUUGUCUGACUCUGUCGCCACGCCGCCAGAGGCGAGUGGAGGCGCGCCGGCGGAGCCGCACUCAGGGAACGCCCAAGCCGCCAAAGCGCCGUAUAAGAUGCCCACACCGGAGGAGAUGGCGGCUCAGGAGAUGAUGAAUCAUUGCGGCGUGGGCGGCAUGGGGGUGAUGAUGGGUCUGCUGUUCUGCGGAGGCAUGGGGGUGAUGAUGGGUCUGCUGUUCGGCGCGUUGGACCAGCCGUUGCAUGUGGAGGAGAUGAGCACGCGGCAGCAGCUGGUGCAUGGGUUCAAGCAGAUGGCGCAGCGCAGUUGGCACACGGGCAAGACCUUUGCCGUCAUGGGGGCGAUCUUCUCGGCAUCGGAGUGCAUGGCGGAGAAGGCGAGGGCGAGGCAUGAUGAAGUGAAUACAGUCAUAGCUGGCUGUGUCACUGGGGGAGCACUCUCAGCCAGAGCGGGCCCGCAAGCAGCAUGCAUGGGGUGUGCCGGCUUCGCUGCCUUCUCACUCCUCAUUGAGAAGGUUCUAGAGCGAUACCACUAG